AUGAGCGAUGACAAUUUUCAGUCUCAUAGAUCCCAGACUAACGCCUGGAAUCAGCCAUUGGUGCCAAAAUCUGCUGCUUUAGAUGCUUCUUCCGCGAACUUUCCUCGUCAGACAGCUUCAAUUAAUAUCCUUUCCACUGGCAACAUUCCUUCGAGUGGAACUGAUAAUGACUUUUAUGUGUCUUCAUCUUCCACUGAGUGUUAUUCGUUGGAGAGUGGAUAUCACGUUGACCGAAAAGAUUUGCGUGAGAAAGCGGGCUUUAUUGAUGAAAUUAUGCAGUCUCUAUCUGAUGACAAAUUUGAUCAGGAAUUCUGUUCAAAGGCCUUCGAGAAGAAGGCUUUUAUUAUAGUAUAUGGCCUUUUGGUCAAUUAUUUGGAUCAAAGAAGGCCUUCUUCUGUAGGAAAGGCUAUUUCCCGGUGUCUCUCUUCUAAAUUGCUCACUUUAAAUGAUAUUAAGUGUGGCUUUCAACAUUUCCUAAAGGAUUGUAUACUUGACGAUAUCGCUACAGACGUGCCGUUCUUAUGGGACUAUCUUGCAGAGGUCCUCGAUAUCGUACUUUCUGCUAACUCCGAUGAUCUUUCCCUUCUUGACGCCAUUUUAUUUCCCCUCAAGCCGGAAAUGUGUCGACAGCUCUUCUCCCUAGACUCUGGUCAAUCUGGCGCCAAGUUUGCUGCCAAAACAUUGUCACUACUUGCCGCGCGAACGGAUGGUAACGACGCUCUGAUUAACCUUCUGGCUCGGUCAAGGCUUUCUUGGACGAGUCUUGGUUUGGCGCAGGAUCAAGUUUCGAGUUUUCUAUCUGGCUACCAUUUAGAUUUCCUUGCUUUUGCCCCGGUUACGUCUGCUUCCAUCCUGACGACACUUCCUACCUCGCUUGCAGGCUCUCGGCCCAGUUUUGGUUCUGUUCUUACUUCCUCAGCAUCUGGUGGCAGCAAUAGUGCCAGCAACAGUUCAAUGCGAAACGAAAAAUCAAAGGGACGACGUCCUUCAUCUCAAAAGCAAUAUGCAAGUGUAAAGUCAUUACAAUUUGCGUGUGCUCAUAGGCGAUUUAAAUAA
This is a messenger RNA of Protopolystoma xenopodis, 1056 nucleotides long. Lineage: Eukaryota; Metazoa; Platyhelminthes; Monogenea; Polystomatidea; Polystomatidae. The record is from the annotation of a GenBank genome assembly.